Messenger RNA from Oncorhynchus gorbuscha (pink salmon), 1374 nucleotides. RefSeq names its product fibroblast growth factor 8b-like. Gene Ontology annotation, molecular function: growth factor activity; type 2 fibroblast growth factor receptor binding; type 1 fibroblast growth factor receptor binding. The record is from RefSeq and is a predicted model, not a curated record. NCBI's taxonomy places the organism in Eukaryota, Metazoa, Chordata, Actinopteri, Salmoniformes, Salmonidae. The transcript has 5 exons. Gene Ontology annotation, cellular component: cytoplasm. Gene Ontology annotation, biological process: positive regulation of gene expression; positive regulation of cell population proliferation; fibroblast growth factor receptor signaling pathway. Bases 688 to 1374 code for a protein of 228 amino acids.
CACAAGAAACACACGUGUGGGAGGUUGACAUUGGAGCCCCGCUAUACCGACCAUCUAACAGCGUUUCUUUGAGAGGCAAACAUCACCAGUGGCUGUAAAUACAUAGACCUAUACAUUUCGCUACCAUUGUUUAUUCAUAUCUAUUCAAGAUUCAAUUGUUUUUAAGUUAUUGAAUGGACAUGCAUCUCCUCACUGUCGCGCGUAAAAUAUGCAUACACAUAGGCUAAUCUCCAUGCGCGUAAUAAUUCCAUCCCACCAGUGCAUACGGAUGUAUUGCAAUUCCACGAAAGCAACCGGGAUAUACAUUAUCUCUACUAAGCAACAUCAAAGAAGACCUUGGAUUCUGCAGAGGAGGGAUGAUUGACACGAGAGGGAAUUGACCGACUGGUGGAAUAACGGUGGUCGCUUGAUCACAGUGCGAUCUCUAUCCCUGGGACUUGUAAUUCUGGAUGGCCCCCUGAACGUCUUUAAAUCGUCCCGGAACGUUUUAUUGUGAAUACUGUCAAUGAGUGAAUGUGAAUCCUACCUGGAACAUUGGACCGAACCUUCAGUUGUUUCUGGAUCUCCAUCGUCGGGCUAUCAUUUUAUAAGCUGUAACAGAAGGGAGAUCAAAUCCAAGCUGAAAUUGCCGCUGGGAAGGACUGUUAUUUCCCAGAGAACUCAUGUGGAAUUGGAAUAGUGGAAUUCAUGAAGAAAUAUUUGACUUAUUUCAAUAUGAGGCUUAGAACAUCGAGAUUAGGCUACCUGUUACUUCAGUUCUUAGCGCUGUGUUUUUACACACAGAACACAGUGCAGUCCCACUCCCCACCUCCUAAUUUCAAGCACCAUGUGAACGAGCAGUGCCGGUUGUCUGACCGGAUGAGCCGCCGGUUGAUUCGGACCUACCAGCUCUACAGCCGGACCAGCGGUAAACAUGUCCAGGUUCUGGGUAAUAAGAAAGUGAAUGCCAUGGGCGACGACGGAGCUGUGCACGCCAAACUUGUGGUGGAGACGGACACGUUUGGUAGUCGUAUUCGGAUAAAAGGGGCAAAGACGGGCUACUACAUCUGCAUGAACAAGACGGGGAAAUUGAUUGGCAAGCGGAAGGGUCGUGGUAAAGACUGCAUCUUCACAGAGAUCGUUCUGGAGAACAACUACACUGCUCUCCAGAACGCUAAAUAUGAGGGCUGGUACAUGGCCUUCACGCGUAAAGGAAGGCCCCGCAAGGCCUCCAGGACCAAGCAACACCAGAGGGAGGCCCACUUCAUGAAACGCCAGCCCAAGGGCCACCUCCUGGGUGACGCCCAGCCCUUUGAUGUCCUCCCCCUCCCCGUGGUCCCCUUCCACCCCCGGAGGACUAAACAUACCCAUCACCACAGCUCAGGGGCCCACUGA